AUUUCCCCAAAACGGAGUCAAGAAGGAUUCUUUUCCUAUUUUUUGGUUUGUUUAAUUUUAUUUCAUGGGAAGGAGAGGAUUCAAAUUCAUUGGUUGCCCCUGGUGAUUGUGAUUACCGGCGAAACGGACUCGGUCGUUCCUCUGUGGAUUUGGCACUAAUGGGGCUUCUCAGCAUCAUCAGAAAGAUCAAGAAAAUGGAGAAACAAAUGCGAAUUCUCAUGGUGGGUCUGGACAAUUCUGGGAAGACCACGAUCGUCUUAAAAAUUAACGGCGAGGACACUAGCGUCAUCAGUCCCACUCUCGGCUUCAAUAUCAAGACCAUCGUCUACGACAAGUAUACACUGAACAUAUGGGAUGUAGGGGGUCAAAGAACGAUUAGAUCUUACUGGAGGAACUACUUUGAGCAAACUGAUGGUUUGGUUUGGGUAGUUGAUAGUUCGGAUCUUAGAAGAUUAGAUGAUUGCAAAUUGGAGCUGGAUAAUCUUUUGAAAGAAGAGAGGCUAUCAGGAGCAUCAUUGCUAAUACUAGCAAAUAAGCAGGACAUUAAAGGUGCUCUUACGCCAGCUGAAAUAGCUCAAGUACUCAACUUGGAAGCCAUGGAUAAAACCCGCCACUGGCAGAUUGUAGGAUGUAGUGCAUACACUGGUGAAGGGCUGCUUGAGGGAUUUGAUUGGUUGGUUCGGGACAUCGGGUCUCGAAUCUAUGUGCUUGAUUAGCUUUGUUCGCCCUUGAGCUAUAUUUUCAUUUGUACAAAUGUAUGGCAUCUAAACAUGCUAAUAUCCCAUAUAAACAGAAGCUUUAUAAGUUGUAUCUGUAGUUGCAUCAGCAAGGGAAAAUGACCCUGCCAAACCUUCCAAAACUUCUCGUGGUUAAGGGCAGCAUCCUUUGAAUCAAGAGAACAGGAGUUAAAAUGACAGCCAGCCCAUAACUAUGGCAACUAGGUUCAUCACAUCAUCGCCUCAUGGCUACAAUAUUUUGGAUUUUCCAACAGGCAAAUCUCGGAGGACGUAUGAGGCUUGGAGGAACUCCAUAAAUGGAGUGUAGGCUUCAAAAAAUAUUCACUAGUUUCAAAUCACUAUAUGUAGCUCAUAUGACAAUAUCGUGGGGUAUGUGAUGAUCAUAUGACAAUUUGGGGCA
Malania oleifera is the source of this 1137-nucleotide messenger RNA. Its product is annotated as ADP-ribosylation factor-like protein 2. Gene Ontology annotation, biological process: protein folding. NCBI's taxonomy places the organism in Eukaryota, Viridiplantae, Streptophyta, Magnoliopsida, Santalales, Ximeniaceae. Gene Ontology annotation, molecular function: GTPase activity; GTP binding. The coding region runs from base 159 to 716 and encodes 185 amino acids. Gene Ontology annotation, cellular component: cytoplasm; microtubule cytoskeleton. The record is from RefSeq and is a predicted model, not a curated record. The transcript has 5 exons.